Messenger RNA from Trichosporon asahii var. asahii CBS 2479, 537 nucleotides. RefSeq lists its product as uncharacterized. The coding region runs from base 1 to 537 and encodes 178 amino acids. Lineage: Eukaryota; Fungi; Basidiomycota; Tremellomycetes; Trichosporonales; Trichosporonaceae. The transcript has 3 exons. The record is from RefSeq and is a predicted model, not a curated record.
AUGGCGACCAACGAGACGACGCCCAGCGUCCCAACCCCAGGCCAGCCUGGUGGAAGCGAGCCGUUACCGACCGACGUCAACUUCUACUUCUUCCUGUUCUGGUACUUUGGCGUGUACGUCGCCGUCGCGCUGUGCUUCAUCACCUCGCUAUUUGGUCUCUACCGUCUGAAUUGGUGGCCGCAAGCCCUCGGUGGCAAGACGACGUACCUCCUCAUGUGGGCAGGCACGCUCGGCGUCGGUCUGCUUUCGCACAACCUGGACCUGUUCGGGAUGCGGCGGCGGGAGCACGAGCGUGGCCCGGGUAGUGACGACGACGAGGCGUUCGAGUGGGAGAGAAAGAGUACGUCUCGCAACGAGUACAGUGGCCGCACUAGCUUAUAUGUCCCCGUCAUCGAGCUGACCCACAGCCUUCUGGGUCCUCCUCUCGUUCGCGGCGAUGCACCUGCCCGCGCUUGCAUGCUUCUCGAAACUGAAGCGCGACCGUCGACAUGUGUACCGCCACGCGCAGCCGCUGGUGCAGGACACGUUCUUCGGUAA